AAAACAUGAUGCUUUGAUUUGUUUUGCUUUGAAUUGCAUUCUCAGAACUUAAAAACAAAAAGAAAAAGGGUUUUCUUGACAACUCCAUUCGAUUCAUCUGAAAUUCUCGUUUUCUCCAAAAUGGGGUUAUGGGAUUCCCUCCUCAAUUGGCUCAGCAGUAUGCCUAUGAUGGAAGACGGGGAUCAUACUGGUGUGGACAGUGAGGAGCAACCAUUAGAACAUAUUAUAGGGCACGAGAAAUCCGCAACUGGCAUUUUGUGCUUGCUGAAAACUUGCCAUGGCAAUGAGGCUUCUAAUCUUCUGUUGACCAAGGACGUGUUGGGUAUUGUUGCUACACUUGGGAAAGUGGAUGAUGACAAUCUCAGCAGGCUUCUCUCGGAGUACUUGGGUAUAGAAACUAUGUUGGCAGUUGUCUGCAAGACUUAUGAUGGUGUUAAAGCUCUGGAAACAUAUGAAAAUGAUGGUUCUGUAAGUAAAAGUUCUGGUCUUCACGGGCUUGGACCUUCCAUAGGGAGGCAUUUGGAUGGCCGUUUUCAAGUCAUUUGUCUUGAAAAUUUAAGGUAUGUGGCCCCAUGUACCAUCUUUUUCUUGUGCAAUCUGGAGUUCUAGUUUGUUGAUACUAUAAAACAUUUUUUUUUCUUGUUAGACCAUUCCAUGGUGAGUUUGAAGCUGAGGACCCCCAGAUGCAGCUUGAUCUUUUCAAGCCAAGAUCAUAUUGUAAAUAGUUUUUAAACUUUUUGUUGCCUCAGUUGCAGAUCGUAUGUUCAGAUCUGGUGCUGUUAAUCUCAUCUGCGUUGAUUCUGUCUCAGCUCUUACUCCACGAGCUGAGAUUGAAGCAAGUUACAUUGUUUUUAUUUUCAGAAUACAGAAGUUGACAAGAUUGCUAAUGCCUGACACAUCCUUGGGUUUGUUUGUUGUACAUAGGGGGAAAUUGGAAUGCUGCAGAUGGGUUUGCAAGCAUGUCUCAUGAGCCAAGCUCUGCGUAAAAUGUCUGGAAAUGCGUCCAAAAUUGGAUGUACUCGUAUUUUUCUGAAUCAAAUAAGACACAAGGUAAUUUUGAUUAAUAAGGUGUAAAAUAGAGCCCUGAAGACUAGAGGAAACACUCUGUUACAAUCACUUUCUUCAAUCACUCUCACAAUUACUACAACUCAAGGUCCAGUACCAAAGGUUCGUUCAUUUCCAUCAAUUUUCUCAUCAUUUUCCUUGUAAUUUUCCAUUUCACUAUGUUUUCCCCUGUUAAAUCAUAUAUUUUGCAUACACAAACACACACACACACAUAUAUAUACACACUAGGGGUAUAAGCCCACCUGAUGGGUGUGCUAUUAAAUUUGUAAAAUAUAAAUUUUAAUUUUGAAUUAGUAAUAUAUAUAAUGUUUGUUGAUCAAGUGGUAAUGGUGUUGUUUUCCAAACUCGAGAUCUUAAGUUCAAAUCUUGUACACUUCACUUUAUAAAUUUUUUUUCUCUUUUUUUAUAUAAAAAAAUCCACUUGGCAAAAGGAAAGAGUAGGCUUCAAGACACUAAAGUGAGUUCUUCACACAUAUAUAACUAGCGGUUUCCACACGCGAUGCGUGUGCAAUUCAAAUAAAUAAAAAUAAAAUAAAACAUUUAUCAUAUAUUAUGUGCUAGUUAAGUGGUAAGAAUUUUAUUUAUUUGACAUAAAUCUAAGGUUCAAAUCCCCUCAUCUCAUCUAUCUAAUUUUUUUUUUUUAAAUUUCAAAUAAAAAAGUAGACACGUGGCAGCAUAAGAAACAAAGCUUCAAGACACCAUAAGGAGUGUUCACUUUAUAAUAGUAUAGAUAGAUAGAUAGAUAGAUAGAUAGAUAAUAUAGAUAUGUAGUUUAUACAGAAUUAUUUGUAGUGAAGUAAUUUUAUUGGUUUGAAAGGAGUUUGAAUACUGUUCUUAAUUAGAUAAGUGGUCGUUGUUGUUUGUGAGUAGGAAGCUAAAAUAGUCUAUUUGUUUAUCAAAUCAUACUGAGUUUUGCUGGCUGACUGAGUUGCUUUCUUCUUUCCUUCAUCUAGAAACUUUUCGAAAACCAUGAUUCUCAAUGCAUGGUUUUUCAAUUCACAGUUUACUCUUGAUUCUUAAAAUAGGUAAUCUUUCUCAUUGAUUUGAAAUUGAGGAUUCUCAAUGCUGGUUUUUCAGUUCACAGUUUAGUGUUGAUUCUUAAAAUAGGUAAAUCAUUUUACAGUUCGAUACGUGAUUUUAUCACUAUAGUUCUGAUUUGGAACAAGACUAGAUCGUUUAGAUACAUACAUACAUAUAUAUAUGCAUACAUAUAAUUUGUUAUUUUUUGUAAACACUAGAGUACUUAAUUAUGCCAAUGACUUCCCCAUCUUCAGUGAGCAUUGAAAGCGAACA
Molecule: messenger RNA, 2358 nt
Organism: Camellia sinensis
Lineage: Eukaryota; Viridiplantae; Streptophyta; Magnoliopsida; Ericales; Theaceae
Source: RefSeq, a predicted model, not a curated record